CUUCGCCAAAGCAGGACACGAAAUAAAAUUCUUACAAUUUUAUUUUUUUUUUUUUCAAAUUCAAAAAUUUAUUGUUAAAAUAAAACAAUAUAUUCAACUCACAUUGUACCUGUGAGUUGAAUUUAUUUUAUCUAAAUUAAAUUGAUUUGAUUUUAAUAAAAACUAAUUAGUCAAAAAAAUAUAUUUAUUAUUAAAGUGAUAUUAUAUAAAAACGGCGCGAAUUUAUAAAUUCAAACUUAACGUUGUUUAGUGUAACGCUAAGACGAAAAUAUUCGUGCUCUUGUUUACGGAGUUUCGUUGUCCUGAUUUUGAGAAUAAAAAAUAAAAAAAAAAAAAUAUAAAUAAUUUAAUUGCAGUGAGACUCAUAUCGAGUAUCAGGCAUUUACUCGUUUUAUUUUAUUAAAUAACAUUUAACUAAACGCGAGGGAGGCUAUUCCUGUGUUAUUAUUUCCUUGUGGAAAUAUUUUUUUGGAUUUUUUAAAUCGAUAAAAGAAGAUUACAAUGGCUGUUGCUGCCGCACAAAAAAAUCGCGAAAUGUUCGCUAUCAAAAAGUCAUACAGUAUUGAGAAUGGAUAUCCAGCCCGUCGUAGAUCACUUGUUGAUGAUGCACGCUUUGAGACUCUGGUGGUCAAGCAAACUAAACAAAGUGUACUUGAAGAAGCCCGUCAAAGAGCAAACGACUCAAGUGCUGAUCCAGCAAAUUGUGCUCAAGAACAGCAGGAUCAUGAGGAAACUUACACAUCAUCAAGUGACGAUGAGCAAUCUGAAACUUUGAGUGCUGCUAAGGAUGGAGAAGCUAAAGCUGAAGCUUCAUCAUCAGACGGAGAGGAAAAAUCUUUUGGUCCUGAUGAAUAUUAUGGAUUAACUGAAGAAGAAGUUGUAUUGGCUAAAACAAUAGCCGAAACUCCGGAUGGAGAAACGGCAAUUCAGAAAGCAACAUUGAUGUUACGUUUACGUGAUGGAAUUGGCUCAUUGGCGCGUAUACUGAAGACGAUUGAAAAUUUCAAGGGUAUAGUGACCCAUCUGGAAUCACGUCCAUCACGUAAAGAAGGCUCUCAAUUUGAUGUUCUGGUCAAGGUAGACAUGACACGUCACUGUCUGUUGCAAUUAAUUCGUAAUUUACGACAAAGUGCGUCGCUCGAAGAAGUUAAUCUUCUUACAGAGAAUUCCGUUAGUAUUAAAGAUCCAUGGUUUCCACGUCAUGCUUCUGACCUCGACAAUUGUAAUCAUCUUAUGACCAAAUACGAGCCCGACUUGGAUAUGAAUCAUCCUGGUUUUGCUGAUAAAGAAUAUCGCGCUCGAAGAAAAAUAAUUGCUGAAAUAGCAUUUGCUUACAAAUACGGUGAUCCUAUUCCAUCAAUACCCUACACUGAGACUGAAAAUGAAACUUGGUCACGUGUAUUCAACACUGUUGUUGAUUUAGUACCUAAACACGCAUGUAUUGAGUAUCAACGUGCAUUCAAAAAAUUACGGGAUGAAAAAAUAUUUGAGCCCCAUCGUAUUCCUCAGCUCCAAGAAGUAAGCGAUUUUUUGAACAGAAAUACUGGAUUUACUUUACGUCCCGCCGCUGGACUUCUUACUGCUAGAGAUUUCUUGUCCAGUCUUGCUUUCAGAAUAUUCCAAAGUACACAAUAUGUCAGACAUAUCAACAGUCCUUACCAUACCCCAGAACCUGAUUGCAUUCACGAACUACUGGGUCAUAUGCCAUUACUAGCAGAUUCCAGUUUCGCUCAAUUUUCACAAGAAAUAGGUCUUGCCUCGUUGGGAGCUUCUGACGAGGAAAUUGAAAAAUUGUCAACAAUUUAUUGGUUCACCGUUGAAUUUGGUCUUUGUAAGGAAGGAAAAGAAGUUAAGGCAUAUGGCGCUGGAUUAUUAUCAGCUUACGGUGAAUUGUUACAUUCACUGAGUGAUAAAUGUGAACACCGACCAUUCGAUCCAUGCACUACCGCUCUUCAACCAUACCAAGAUCAAGAAUUCCAACCAAUUUAUUACGUUGCUGAGAGCUUUGAAGAUGCUAAAGAAAAAUUCCGCCGUUGGGUUAGUACUAUGAGCAGGCCAUUUGAGGUCAGAUUUAAUCCACAUACACAGCGAGUUGAAGUACUCGAUACUGUUGAGGGACUCGAGGGUCUUGUAAGUCAAGUUAAUACGGAGAUACUUCAUCUAACGAAUGCCAUAAAAAAAAUCCAAGCUACGCGAAUGUAAAAUAAUUAAUAACACAUAAUAUUAUUUUAAAUUCAAUCUAAAAAAAAAAGAUAAACCCUCCGAGCAUACAGUAUUUUUUUUUUCUCUUCUUCGAUUAAAAUACUCUAAUGCACGUUUCUCAUCAUAUUCCUGUAUAAAAUCACCCAUCAAUCUACCAUUAUAUAGUCCACUUAUUUCUUUUUUUCUUUUUAUCUUUUUUUUUCGUUCGUUUUAAUUUCAAUUUUUUUAUUUUAUUGAGUUAUAUAUAUAUAUAUUAUAUAAUUAUUACACAAAUAUUUCAUUGUCAUAAUUAAUUAAAGAAUAAUGGAAAUAAAAAAUAAAAUGUUUGUAUUUUUUUGGCGAAAUGAAUAGAGCGUUUGAUAUUAUGAUAUUUAUUAUUAAU
This is a messenger RNA of Microplitis demolitor, 2584 nucleotides long. RefSeq names its product tyrosine 3-monooxygenase (gene ple). Gene Ontology annotation, molecular function: tyrosine 3-monooxygenase activity; iron ion binding. Gene Ontology annotation, biological process: dopamine biosynthetic process from tyrosine. Gene Ontology annotation, cellular component: perikaryon; cytoplasm; axon. Bases 502 to 2202 code for a protein of 566 amino acids. The transcript is spliced from 6 exons. The record is from RefSeq and is a predicted model, not a curated record. NCBI's taxonomy places the organism in Eukaryota, Metazoa, Arthropoda, Insecta, Hymenoptera, Braconidae.